Molecule: messenger RNA, 2009 nt
Organism: Haliotis rufescens (red abalone)
Lineage: Eukaryota; Metazoa; Mollusca; Gastropoda; Lepetellida; Haliotidae
Exons: 2
Coding region: 137-1177 (346 amino acids)
Source: RefSeq, a predicted model, not a curated record
UGGGCUGUUAUGAGGAGUGUUCAACCGUUGGCUUCGUAAAGAACAACACUUGUUUAUUAACGGACACAUUGUACUGUGCAUAAAUGCAUGUCGACAUUUCAAGUGGACGUCGUUUGUCUCCAUUUCAUACCAUCAGAUGAAUUCCGACAAGAUUGUCACAAUUGUCUCGGUCCUACAUGCACUUAGUCUCGUGGCGUCACAGGAAGGCAACUGCACGUCAACCUGCACGGUGCUGCAGUCGUCCAAACACACCACGGUGUGUGAUGAAAUUCAUUGUUUACCAUUUCUUGACGAAGGGACGGAAAUCUUGAAUAUAGCAGAGUCAACCCUUGAGGAAAUACCUGAAAAUGCCUUUCUGGACCUUACAAAUCUGACCCAAAUCCACAUAGCUGAUUGUACAAUCGGAACCCUGAAGUCAUAUUCAUUCAAUGGAACAUAUAACCUCAUAGACGUCUUCAUUCACCAUUCUAAUAUCAGAACAGUUGAAUCCUUUGCCUUCGGAAAGAGUACCUUCGCGAAAGGAGGAAAACUCAACACUUAUCAGUUACUUGUAGGCACCAUUGAAUCUUUUGCUUUUGAUGGGAUAUCUGAUUUGGAGGGACUGACCUUCUAUGCAACGAACAUCACAACUAUAGAAUCGAAGGCUUUCCACAAGAUUUCUUCCUGUGAGUCCUUUCAAAUAUAUCAUUCAACAAUUGACAAUCUCAAGCCCUUAGCUUUGGAUGGUUUUACAGAAAUGAAAAAUGUUCGAAUCUUUUCUUGCACCAUAAUGAACCUCGAACGGGAUACCCUGGAGGCCUUUCAAUCAGAUAUGGGUUCUGACUUCAUGUUCUUCUACAUCAGCGUUUACUGUGGAUGUGACAUCUCAUGGCUCUUCACUGUCAACUUGUUCCUCCCAGAGUUCCCCCUAAACGGGAUAGGAUGUACCAGGGAUUCAGUGUUUGAGGGAGCUACCCUCGACACGUUGAACGUCACUGACAUCUGUCCGUCCGUUGCGCCUACAACUACGCCAAAAGCCAGGACGGAGACUACAGAGACCAUUACCACUUCCAACGUUGACACCAACACCAGUACUGUGACACCAAAACCAUGUACCGCGUGUAUGCUGUCAGCAUCAUUUACAUUGAUUCAGUGUGUCGUCCUUGCAUCUGUUUUGUGGCAUGCCAUUCAAUAUUGACGUAUUCUCAUUAAAUCUGUUAUUAACUUGAAGGAACGUCUUCAUCUGGUUAAUGAAAUGCAUUGAACCGUUCGUGUCUCCAGAGCGUAAAGCUGUAACAAGACAUUCGAACCCAUUUGAACCCAUUCGGUUUAUUCUGCUGUGUCAUAGCUUUAAACGAUUGUACUUCAAAUUACGAUUCUACUGGUCCUUAUAUCUAUAAUACUUUAAUAUAUACAUGUGUUAUAUGUGACACAUGUUGUGCUACCUCAAUAAUAUCCAUGUAAGGCCAGUUAAAAUAUCCUUCAUAGUCAUGAUGUAUUUCAAAACAGAGAGAGAGAGAGAGAGUGUGAGAGAGAGAGAGAGAGACAGAGAGAGAGAGAGAGAGAGAGAGAGAGAGAGAGAGAGAGAGAGAGAGGUCUUUGUCGGAAAACAGAUUCAGCAUUUUUUUACUUUGAGUCUUGCUGUAGGAUAGACAUAGCACUUUGAUGUUUAAACUAACGUUAAAACUGUUCAGCCCUUUUUUGAGUUAAGCCUGUUCAGUCCUUUUUGGGGUAUAGCGACCUCAUUAUGAGCACCAAGGUUAGGUGUGGGCUUUGUGCAUCUGAAAACAGCAAUAUCUGGUUAGUUUUGCGGGAGACGUUCUGUUCAAUGUAUCGGUAGUUGUAACACUAUUGUCGUGUGUGAACAUGCAAUUCCACUGUGGUGGAUAUCUAAUUAGAUCACAUGUUUCUUCACGGUUUCAAACCUCUGCGUCUAAUUUGAUGGCUUCCUUGAAUACUUUAAAAUGUUAUCAGAACUCAAAUGAACUGUUUGCUGACUCUUUGUAAUGGUCAUGAAAUAAAGAUCAGUU